CAGAUGUUCAUUACCGUACAGUGCGAUUGUUGUUGUGCUUAUUAUUUUGUAGAUAAUAGUUUUAUUAUUACGUACAUUACACUUUUCCUCCGUACAAGGUUACUCUGUAAACGAGUCGUAACGUUUUAAUGAUGCUCAUAGCAUCAAAUAACUAGUGUUCAUAUAGUUUUUUAUUUUUAUUCGUAGUUGAACUCGUGAGUUCGUAAACUUUUUUAUUAUUUUUUUUGCGCAUGUUUAUUCCAAGUUUUAAUGAUGUCAGGUCCCUAUGAGGAGGCAAACGAGAUGAACACACUGAGUCAGGUCAUUGAUCAAGAGCAUAUGAUCAAAAUUACAUCGAAUUUCACAAGGUUGGGAGACAGAUGUUAUUUGGAAAAUGCGGGAGCCACGUUAUAUCCGCAAUGUUUACUGACUGCUGUACACGAAGACCUUGUGAAUAAUGUCUACAUGAACCCUCAUUCAGAUAAAUAUACAAAAGACUGCGUUGAACAAAUCCGCAGUAGCAUCCUUAAGCACUUCAAUACAGAUCCGAGUACCUACACAGUUGUAUUUACAGCAGGGACAACAUCCGCACUGAAACUAGUUGUCGAAUCUUUCCAAUUUUCUGAAGACGAUAUAGAUAAUGAGAGAAACAAUGGCUCAUUCGUAUAUUUGAGAGAUAACCACACAUCAGUGCUUGGCUUGAGAGAAAUUGCUUCUGACAAAUAUGCUGACAUUAUACACAUAUCACACGAAGACUUCUUAUUAGCUGUUAGUAAUGCCGGAAAGUCACAUUUAAAGAGAAAGGAUAAAUUCUUAAACAAGUAUGAUACCAACACAUUGCUGGUAUACCCUGCACAGAGUAAUUUCAAUGGAUUUAAGUACCCCAUUGAUUGUAUAGACCUCAUAAAAAAUGGAUGCCUUAACAGCCACUUAAAGAAACAAUUAUGUCAUAUCAAUAAUAACUGGUAUGUUCUUCUUGACGCAGCUUCAUUUGUGUCAACAAAUAGAUUAGAUCUGUCUGCAACCCAACCAGAUUUCGUUUGUCUCUCGUUCUACAAGAUAUUUGGGUACCCAACUGGAUUGGGGGCAAUUUUAAUUAAGAAUAGCAGUAGCGAUGUUCUGUGCCAAAAGAGAUAUUUUGGCGGUGGGACUGUUGAUUUUGUUUUAAGUACAGAAGAUAUGCAUGUGAAGAGGAAAGAUUUGUAUGAAAGGAUGGAGGAUGGCACGAUACCGUUUUUAUCAGUCCUUUCAUUAAAACAUUGUUUCGACACUAUGCACAAAUUAAUACCUAAAUCAAUAUACGAUGAUAUAAUGGAUACGGUAUCGUACCACACGUAUUUUUUAGCGAAAGACCUUUAUUUCCAACUGCACGAUUUGAAACAUACAAAUGGUAAUAAGGCAGCUGUUACAUACAUGGAUUCCAACUUUAGUGAUAUUAGAAAACAAGGUGGAAUCGUUACGUUUAAUCUUUUAAGAGAAGAUGGCUCCUAUAUUGGUUUUGUUGAGUUUCAACACAUGGCAGACUUAUUCAAUAUCAAUGUGCGAACGGGUUGUUUUUGCAAUUCCGGCUCUUGUCAACGUCAUCUAGUAGCUUCUAAUAAAGAAUUAAAAGAAAUGUACAAAUCUGGUCACGUAUGUGGUGACGAGAUUGAUCUCAUUGAUGGAAGACCGACUGGAGCUAUUAGAGCCUCAUUUGGAUACUUUAACACGUUCAAAGAUGUAGAUAAACUAAUACAUAUGAUAUGCCGAUGCUUCGUCAAAACGAAAAUGAAACCACCAAAACGAUACUUAUCAAUAAGCCAUAGAACAAUAUUAGAUGCAUUAAAAAGUAAUAAAUUAUACAACGGCAUAGCACAAGCACAGAAGAUAUGGAAUCAACACGAGUUCUUUUUCAAGAAAGAAUCAGAAGAUAUUCCACAUAAUAAUAAUAGCGACGCUAAAAUCACAUUAAAAGAAGUAGCCAUAUUUCCAAUCAAGUCAUGUGGUGCUUUUAAAAUUAAGUCUGCAUGGAAAAUAGGACCCAAAGGAUUUGAAUAUGAUAGGGACUGGAUGAUUAUAAAGGACAAUGGAGUAUGUUUAACACAGAAACACACGUCUAGAAUGUGUCUGAUAAAACCUAAAAUAGAUCUGCAGAGAAGAGUAAUGGUAUUAUGUUUUGAAGAUAAGACCCCAAUAUCAGUGCCAUUAGAUAUUACGUCCGACAAGAAAAUGAAGAAUUCAUCGCUAUGUCGUAGCAAAGUGUGUACAGACAUUAUCCAAGGUUACGACUGUGGUGAUGAAGUAGCAGACUGGAUAUCGGAAGCCUUAGAAAUAUCCUACUUGCGUCUUAUCAGACAAUCGAGUGACGACAAUAGAGUCCAAAAGAAGAAACAAAAUGGAGAGAAGAAACUGCUUUCUUUAAGUAACCAAGCUCAAUUCCUCUUGAUAAACAAGGCCACAGUUCGAUGGUUAAGGGAAAAGAUCCAGGAUCCUCAAUUCGUCGAUGAUGUGGACAGUUUGACUGACCGAUUUAGAGGAAACCUCGUCAUUGAUAUGGAGGAAGAACUUGCCGAACGAGAUUGGCACAGAGUCAUCAUUGGGAAUCAAGAGUUCAAGGUCGAAGGCCUCUGCCCAAGAUGUCAAAUGGUGUGCAUCGACCAACAAACAGGUGAAAAGACAGUAGAACCUCUUAGGACAAUAUCUGAACAGUUUGCAGGAAAGUUGCGAUUCGGUAUUUAUUUAAGUUAUGUAGGUGCAGCAGACAAUUCUAAAGACCGUUACCUAAAAAUACAUGCACCAGUAAAACCUAUAAUAAAUGAAGAUGAUAUAAGUAGGUGAAAUAUGUAGAUAAGUGUGUGGUUACAACAUUAUUAUAAUUUAAGAAAAUAUAUUUUCUUAUUUGGGGUUAAUGUAGGUGGUGGGGUUAGCUAAUUAGGUUUUCUGAAUUAUUUUUUUACGCGGUAAAUAUGGGAUUUACUUUAAAAUCUUGCCUUCUGGGGCUAUGAUCCGUAUCUCAUUAGGUUGACAUUAUUUUUAUGAUACAAUUAAAAAAUUGUAUCUACAUUAAAAUCAUGAAUUUUACUAUGAUUGCAUCUUAAUACAGGUGCACUCAGAAUUAUCUGUUAAAAAUUACUGUUAUAAAAAAUAAUUCGUUUAAAGACAAAAUUCUAACAGUAAAUAUAAUAUAUCCCACUAUAUUUGUACCUUAAUUGAAUAUGUUUAUAUAGGUAUCGUACAUAGGAGCAAUGCAAUAUUUGUCACGAUCAAUAAUAAUAAUCUUGUUUUAAUAAUUCUAAUAAGACCUUCAUGAGAUAUGGACUUGUCCUUUAAAACUUACUAAUUUACUAAAUUUUCUAAAUUUAUAGAUUUAAUGUAAAAAUAUAGUGUGCAGAAUAUUACGGCUGUGAUAUGUAAAUUACACAUAAUUAUGUAUCUAUGUAAAAAUUUUAAAUUCUUUCUAAAUCAUUUUACUAUAGUAUUUUACCUAUUUAGAAAAUAUUUAUAAUGUGAUAUCUAUUAUACCAAUAUUAGAGUAUUAAAAUACAACACCUUUUUACUGCCGCUGAAUUAGCCAAAAGAUCUUAUAUAGUAUAAGAUCUUAAUAAAUCAUAUUAAUGGCCGCACUCAGGGACAAAUAAUGAUUACUUAACCCAGUCCUUAGUAAUUGAUUUCAGUACAAAAACGUUACUAAGGAAUAGUUUAAGUAAUCAUUGAAUGUCUCUGAGUGCGGCAGUAAGUAACAAAUUCCUAUACACAGCAUUAGUGUGGGUAUAAAUUUUAAUGUUGCGAAUAAAUAAGCAGAUAGAGGCUGAAUCUUUAAUUGGUUUUUAUAAUCAAUAUAUUAGAGAUUAUAAUUGAAUGACAAUAAAAUUGCCAUGAAAUAGUCUGUGAAUGUAUUCUUAAAUUCAUUUAUAAUUCGAAUAAUAUUAAUUGGCUGCUACAUUCCAUUACGUUUUAAGUAGUGUAGACCAAAUUUAAAUAGAUUAAACCAUUCAAUACCAAAUUAUAAUUUGUUGUUUGAAAUUCAAAUGAAGUAACUAUAUUAUUUUUGUGAAUCUUUAAAAAAAUCUAUUUACAAAAAGAUCAGAGUUUAUUGGAAAAUAAUAUUUUUAUGUAUUGUAAUAUUUUUGUAAUAAGUAAAUAGAAAAAAAGAGUUGUUAUUUUCUCAUUUUAUAUUUUAAUAUAAUAUAAUAUAUAAGACUAGUUUAUAUUACAGUUGUUUACGAGUUGAAUAUAUUUUAUGAUAUUGCACAGUU
This is a messenger RNA of Spodoptera frugiperda (fall armyworm), 4214 nucleotides long. RefSeq names its product molybdenum cofactor sulfurase (gene mal). NCBI's taxonomy places the organism in Eukaryota, Metazoa, Arthropoda, Insecta, Lepidoptera, Noctuidae. Gene Ontology annotation, molecular function: molybdenum ion binding; pyridoxal phosphate binding; molybdenum cofactor sulfurtransferase activity. The record is from RefSeq and is a predicted model, not a curated record. Gene Ontology annotation, biological process: Mo-molybdopterin cofactor biosynthetic process. Bases 250 to 2796 code for a protein of 848 amino acids. The transcript is spliced from 6 exons.